Molecule: messenger RNA, 1400 nt
Organism: Hermetia illucens (black soldier fly)
Lineage: Eukaryota; Metazoa; Arthropoda; Insecta; Diptera; Stratiomyidae
Product: pyridoxal phosphate homeostasis protein
Exons: 5
Coding region: 109-879 (256 amino acids)
Cellular component (GO): intracellular anatomical structure
Molecular function (GO): pyridoxal phosphate binding
Source: RefSeq, a predicted model, not a curated record
UUCACCACUUUCCAGUAAACCUCUGCCUCCGCAGCUCGUAUAUUGUCAAGAACUAUUUACAAUUGUCACCUGUUUGCUUACUUCUUGCUUAUUCACUGUCGUGUGCUAAUGCUUUAUAGACGGAUGGCGAGCGCAGACAUUAAGACCGCACUAGAAGCAACCCUUCGUCGCAUAGAGAUUGCUUUCGCGCGAAGGCCAAGUGAUGUCACGACUGCAAAACCUCGGCUUGUUGCAGUGAGCAAGACAAAACCUGCGGAGGAUGUCGUGGAAGCUUACGAGGCCGGCCAGCGCCACUUUGGGGAGAAUUAUGUACAAGAGCUUGUCGAGAAGGCUUCCCAUCCGGCGAUCCUUGAAAAAUGUAAGGAUAUCAAAUGGCAUUUUAUUGGACAUCUGCAGACAAACAAGAUUCAGAAGGUGAUAAAAGUCCCUGGGCUUGAAAUGAUUGAAACUGUAGACAGCGAAAAACUUGCAAACAGUUUAAACAAAGCCUGGGAUCAACUUGAAACUGAUAACAAAAAACCUCUGCAGAUUUUAAUACAAGUUAAUACCAGUGGAGAGGAGGCAAAAAGUGGUGUAAAACCAGACGAGACUCUUUCUCUUUAUCGGCACAUUGUUGAUAAUUUACCAAACCUUCAUGUAAAAGGUGUGAUGACUAUUGGCAAAUUUGAUCAUGAUUAUGCGACAGGUCCGAACGAAGAUUUCGUUACAUUGAUGCAAUGCCACACCGACAUAUGUAAAGCAAACAACUUAACAGCUUCAGAUGUACUUGUAUCUAUGGGAAUGUCGGCUGACUUUGAAGAAGCGAUUAUCAUGGGUAGCUCCAUAGUUCGGGUUGGAUCUUCUAUUUUUGGAACCCGACAGAGAAAAAGUGAAUGUUGAGACGCUGAUCUAUGCCAUGCAUUGCUUAACGUCACCAAUUAGCUUGUUAUGGGGCUAGUAUUCCCAGUUUUUUAUUAGUUCUCUACUUUUAGUGUUGUUGAUAUAGAUUAAAUAAUCUGUUGUAUAAAUUUUGGUGUAAAACAUAAUAUGUUUAAAGUAAAUAUGGGGAAAAUGAUGUAAUUGAUGUAAUUAAAUUUUUGCAAUAAUCAUUAGAAUAACUUGCGCCGAUGCCUCCUGAGAGGUGAUAGAGAGAAGAAGAUAUGUCUAUUUUUAAGAUGACGAAUAUAUUCCGCUUUCCAGUGGAAUUUCCAUCGAUUUAAAUUCUAGGGAGGGAAUUUGGGCCCCAGGAAAUUGCACCGUCAAUCUCAUUAAAAUCUAUUCCAGACGAGAGAAAACACUCUACCACCACAUAACUCAAACUGUAUGUGGACUAUCAGAAGCAAAACUAAGAAAUUGCUGUUGAUUUUUUGUAAUAAUUUUCAAAUUUCAUUGAAAUAAAGUUGUUUGUCAUUACGCAAAAA